AUGAAGUAUCGUAUAUCAUCUUUAAAUAUUUCUAAUAUCAAGAGAGAUGUUUUUAUCAACUCUAUUGGUGCUUCUAUUUUGUGUGGUAUUGGAGACAUAUUUGCUCAAAUUUAUGAGAGUAAAAUAGAUCAUGGUACAAUAGAACAUAAUAUCCCCAAUAUAUCAUAUAAAAGUUAUUCUAUUAUAGAUCAUGAAAUUCUUCUAAAUAGUGAUAAUCGGAUAUAUAAGUUAUAUAGGUUAAUGAAACUUAAUUUAGAAAAAAAGAACAUUUAUAUUAAUAAUUAUUUAAAAAAUUUGAAUUUGAUAAGAACAUUUGUUGUAUCAUUAGAAGGAUGUAUAAUAAAUGGGAUCUUGUUGACUCCAUUUUACUAUACUUUAGAUUAUUUAUUUGAUAAUACCAAAAUAAACCUAAUUUCUCAAGACAAAUCUAAAUUAUUAAAUAUUAAUAAAAAUUCUAUAUUAAAAUAUUAUAAUAAACACGUUUGGUUAGUUGUAUUAAAAAAAGUUAUUUUAAUUCAAACUAUAUUUAUACCAUUUUCACUUGGAUUUUUUCUCUUCUUAACCCCAAUAUUGGAGAUAACUUUAAAUAAUAUCUUUAAAUAUGAUAGAUCAUUUAAGAAUAGCUAUUUUCAUUUAAAAUCCGGAGUUAAAUAUGGAGUUAAAGAAAUUAAAGAGAAAUUUUUAAAUAUAUAUAUUUCGAGUUGGUACUUUUGGCCAUUAUCAGACAUAUUUAAUAUACGUUAUUUACCUGUUUCAUAUAGACCAUUAUGGGACUCUUUUGUUGAUAUAUUAUGGACAUGUUUCAUAUCAUACUCUUCUCAUAAUAAAUUAGAAGCUCAAAAUUAUAGUAUUUUUAAUAAAUAUAUAUAUAAUCAUUGA
Messenger RNA from Cryptosporidium muris RN66, 879 nucleotides. RefSeq names its product Mpv17 / PMP22 family protein. The transcript has a single exon. Gene Ontology annotation, cellular component: membrane; cytoplasm. The coding region runs from base 1 to 879 and encodes 292 amino acids. Lineage: Eukaryota; Apicomplexa; Conoidasida; Eucoccidiorida; Cryptosporidiidae. The record is from RefSeq and is a predicted model, not a curated record.